This is a messenger RNA of Teleopsis dalmanni, 940 nucleotides long. RefSeq names its product uroporphyrinogen-III synthase-like. The coding region runs from base 73 to 846 and encodes 257 amino acids. Gene Ontology annotation, molecular function: uroporphyrinogen-III synthase activity. The record is from RefSeq and is a predicted model, not a curated record. Gene Ontology annotation, biological process: uroporphyrinogen III biosynthetic process. NCBI's taxonomy places the organism in Eukaryota, Metazoa, Arthropoda, Insecta, Diptera, Diopsidae. The transcript has a single exon.
CACUGCAACAGCGCAGUAAUUUUUUUAAUUGCCUAAUAAUAUAAAAUUAUUUUGUUAUUUAUAGUCGCCUAGAUGAGUCGUCAAACGAUAGUUUUCUUGAAAUCGGAAACGGAGAGCUCCGAUAUGUAUAAUGACGUUCUACGAGAACAUGGGAAGAACGUUAUAUUCGUUACUACACUAGUAUUUUGUUUUAAAAAUCUUGAUGAUUUACGAGCGAAAUUAUUGCAGCCGGACAAAUAUUCCGGUAUAAUUUUCAACUCGCCACGUAGCGUAGAGGCAGUGGAAAAUGCGUUGAAUGAUAUGGAACUUAAUCCUGGUUGGAAAUUGUUACACAAUUAUGCUGUCGGGGAAUUGACACAUAAUUUAGCAAUGCAGAAUUUACAACAACUUUUCACUCACGGCAAACAAAGUGGAAAUGCAGCCAGCCUAUCACAGUUCAUAAUUAAUAAUUUUGAUGGCAACAAGGAACGACCAUUGCUUAUACCUUGUGGAAAUUUGCAAACAGAUGCCCUGCGCACAAAUUUAACUGAGAAUGGUUUUGAUGUGGAAACUUGUGAAGUGUAUGAAACAAAAUGUAAUCCAGAUUUGGCUGAAAAUUUGGAAACUGCACUCAAAGACGAUACCGUUGAUACACUGACCUUCUUCUCACCGUCAGGCUUCAAUUGCACCUAUGACGUAUUCAAAGCAAAAAAUCUGUCUUUCGAUAAAUAUAAAUUGGUUGCAAUUGGACCCAGCACACGUCGUGCAAUAGAAUCUAAAGGCUGUAUUGUGCAUCGCACUGCAGAACGUCCAAAUGUUGAAUACAUUGUGAAAGCGUUAUUAGAAACAGAAGGAAAUACCAAAUAAGACUGAUGCUGGUUUUAAGUUGAAGCAACAUUGUCUAACAAUGUAUUUAAAAAAUAUGAAAAAUCAUAAAAAAAAUUUUUCUAAAAGCUUCAAA